This is a messenger RNA of Colletotrichum destructivum, 5315 nucleotides long. Its product is annotated as Putative P-type ATPase, HAD superfamily, P-type ATPase, transmembrane domain superfamily. The record is from RefSeq and is a predicted model, not a curated record. NCBI's taxonomy places the organism in Eukaryota, Fungi, Ascomycota, Sordariomycetes, Glomerellales, Glomerellaceae. The transcript has 3 exons. Gene Ontology annotation, cellular component: plasma membrane; intracellular membrane-bounded organelle. Gene Ontology annotation, biological process: intracellular calcium ion homeostasis; calcium ion transmembrane transport. The coding region runs from base 728 to 4900 and encodes 1390 amino acids. Gene Ontology annotation, molecular function: ATP binding; P-type calcium transporter activity; ATP hydrolysis activity.
UGCGACCAGGGGUGAGGGCAAAAGACUCCUCAUCCUGUCUCUCUCCCGUGUCUUGGGCUGUCUCUGGCUGUUGCUUGUCUCGAGCCCUCCUCUCUAUGGUCUUGGCUUCUGGGUAGCCGCUUGGAGUUGAAACGAACCUCACGUCCCAUUUCUCCAUCUUUCCCUUCUCACCUGCUUCCUUCUGCCCCCGUUGCUUCGCCUGCCACCAUGUAUUCAUAGAGUGGGAGAUUGUGUGUCCAUGGGCGUGUGAAAAGAGUCUUGCACCAAACGAUCAAUGUUCUGACAGGAACCAAAACAAAACAAUACCCUCGAAGAAGCUUUCAACCCAUCAACCAUCACUACACCCGCCGAUGUUCGACACGAAAACUCACGACGACAACAACGACGACAACAACGACGACGUCCUCGACAUUGGACCACAACCCUUCCUGAUACAACUACCACCGCUGUCGCCGCCAUCACCGUCGCCAUCAGCGAGACUACACGCCCACGUCAUCCUCGUCCAAUACAUCAAGAACGCGACAUCGCUACCUGUAUCUCUUCACAAUAUUGUUAGCUCGCUUGGCUUUGUCGCUCUCUUCGCCGCCCGGCUGCCUCCCUCCUUGUACUCUGCCAGCACAGCCUCACGCUGCCUUAUCCGUUAACCACACUGGCGGCCUCUAUUCGCCUCGCUUUACCAUCAGACGACGCCGCACCAUCGCGGCUGUGUUGCGCCUGACCUGGAGUCAUGGAUUCCGCUCCCGCCCCUCAGGAUGGCCCUGCACCACAACGGAGAAAUCGAGCCCCGACGAUCACCAUAGACCCGUCUGCCACCGGUGUCGACAACACGAGCACCGCACCAGUCAUGGCACAGAAUCCCCAGGAUGACCUCCCCAACUCGCCCGCUCAUCCCGCAGAUGAAGAAGUCAGCCCGACGACAGUACCCGAAGGCACCGGUGCUCCUUGGUCAGGACCACUGGAGAAGCCUGCAAAGCCGAAGCUUCGAGCCGACACGUCUUUCGACGCCAAGGACAGCAGCAGACCUCUGAGCCCGCACAAUGUAUCGAGUCCAGUUGCCACAUUGAGAGGAAACGACCGCGCCUUCUUGGCCGUACCCAGCAAUUUGCGCUCAAGACAGAACUCCAUCGACUCUGACGACAUGUCUUCCCAGGGUGAGACUAUCGCCGUUCUGAGCCAGUCGACCGAAAAGACCACGAAGCUUAGUCCCCUGUCCAAUGACAAGAUUAUGAACGACGAGACCGCCCUGCGACCCGACAAGGGGAGCGAGGGUGAUUUUAAUGUGGAUAACAACCCCUUCGCCUUUACCCCUGGUCAGCUCAACAAGAUGUUCAACCCCAAAAGUCUUGCUGCGUAUUAUGCGCUUGGGGGUCUGGCAGGUAUCGAAAAGGGCCUCCGAAGUGAUCGCAAGGCUGGCUUGAGUUUGGACGAGGUACAUCUCGAUGGGCGAGUCUCCUUCAGCGAGGUGACAGGCCACACUAGCUCCUCCGGCGAUUUCAAGGAGAGCGAAGCACCGGCAACCCCUGCGAGGCAGAACACCGGCCAUCACAACAAGCACGGCGACAGCGGCUUCUCCGACCGGAAGCGCGUUUUCAGGGAUAACCGAAUCCCCGAGAAGAAGGGCAAGACUCUUCUUCAACUGAUGUGGAUCACCUAUCAAGACAAAGUUCUCAUGCUCUUGACCGCUGCCGCGGUUGUUUCACUUGCCAUUGGCAUCUAUCAAACGGUGGGUUUGCCGCAUGCACCGGACGAGCCAAAGGUCGAGUGGGUUGAGGGUGUUGCUAUCGUUGUCGCCAUCGCCAUCGUCGUCAUCGUGGGAUCCCUCAAUGAUUACAGCAAGGAAAGGCAAUUUGCCAAGCUAAACAAGAGGAAGAAAGACCGUAAUGUCAAGGUUGUCCGCUCGGGUAAGACGAUUGAACUAUCCGUUCACGAACUUUUGGCUGGAGACGUCAUUCAUCUCGAACCGGGCGACCUCAUCCCCGUCGACGGAAUUCUCAUUGAGGGCUUCAACGUCAAGUGUGACGAGUCCCAGGCUACCGGAGAGUCGGAUAUCAUUAAGAAACGGAAUGGUGAGGAGGUCUUCAGCGCCAUUCAGAACGGCGACGAUCCCAAGAAGCUGGACCCCUUUAUCCAGUCCGGUGCUAGAAUCAUGGAGGGCGUCGGUACUUUCAUGGUCACCUCAACAGGCAUUCACUCUUCGUUCGGAAAGACUCUCAUGGCGCUGGACGAGGACCCCGAGGUUACCCCGCUGCAGUCAAAGCUCAACACUAUUGCCGAAUACAUUGCCAAACUCGGAGGUGCUGCUGGCCUGCUGCUCUUCAUCGUCCUGUUCAUCGAAUUCCUGGUUAGACUCCCCAAGCAACCGGCCUCCGUCACUCCAGCCCAAAAAGGCCAGGACUUCAUCAACAUCGUUAUCACCGUUGUCACCAUCAUCGUUGUGGCUGUGCCGGAGGGGCUUCCUCUCGCCGUCACACUGGCUCUGUCGUUUGCCACGAGACGCAUGUUGAAGGACCAGAACCUUGUCAGACACCUGAAGGCAUGCGAGGUCAUGGGCAACGCCAACACCAUCUGUUCGGACAAGACUGGAACUUUGACGCAAAAUAAGAUGCAGGUCGUUGCUGGCACAAUCGGCACCACGCACCGUUUCGGCGGGCAGCGGCCUUCUAGCCUGAGCGGUGAGGUUGACGCCACUCUGGAUGGCUCUGAUGACAUCUCAAUCGCCGAGUUCGCCAAGAUGCUCAGCGCGCCGGUCAAGGAGAUUCUCGUCAAGUCCAUUUCGAUCAACUCGACGGCGUUCGAGGGCGAUGUUGACGGCGAGAAGACAUAUGUCGGAUCGAAGACCGAGACAGCCUUGCUUCUCCUAGCCCGUGACUACCUCGGUAUGCGCCCCGUCGCCGAGGAACGCGAGAACGCCAAGAUUCUUCAACUCAUUCCAUUCGACUCUGGCCGCAAAUGCAUGGGCGUAGUUGUUCAGCUUCCGGACGGACGCGCAAGAGUCUAUGUCAAGGGUGCCUCUGAGAUUGUUCUUGGAAAGUGUACCCAGAUCUUCCGGGACCCCUCACAGGACGCUGCGCUCGCGCAGAUGACGGAGCCAAACUUUCAAACGAUUACCACCCUCAUCAACACCUACGCUUCUAGAUCGCUUCGAACCAUUGGUCUUGCCUACAGAGACUUUGAGCAGUGGCCCCCUCGCAAUGCCCGCCGUGUCGAUGGGGGCGAGAAUGUCGACUUCGACUUCAUGUUCCAAUCCAUGGCUUUUGUCGGGAUGGUGGGAAUCCAAGACCCCUUGCGCGAGGGGGUUCCCGAAGCCGUCAGGCUUUGCCAAAAAGCGGGUGUUAUGGUUCGCAUGGUUACUGGGGACAACAAGCUCACCGCCGAGGCCAUCGCCAGGGAGUGCGGGAUCCUGCAGCCUAACGGUAUCGUCAUGGAAGGCCCCGAAUUUCGCAAUUUGACCAGGUCUGAGCAAGAGGCUAUCAUACCAAGACUCUGCGUUCUUGCUCGCUCCAGCCCUGAGGACAAGCGCAUUUUGGUCAAGCGUCUCAAGGCCAAGGGGGACAUUGUUGCUGUGACCGGCGAUGGAACGAACGAUGCUCCUGCCCUUAAGACGGCCGACGUUGGCUUCUCCAUGGGUAUUGCCGGUACCGAAGUUGCCAAGGAAGCAUCGUCGAUCAUCCUCAUGGACGACAACUUCAACUCUAUUGUCAAGGCCUUGAAAUGGGGGCGUGCCGUCAACGACGCCGUCAAGCGAUUCCUUCAGUUCCAGCUUACAGUCAACAUCACUGCCGUCAUUCUCACGUUUGUUACUGCGGUUAGCAGCACUUCGGUCUUGACUGCUGUGCAGCUGCUUUGGGUCAACCUGAUCAUGGACACGCUUGCUGCCCUCGCUCUCGCCACGGAUCCCCCUCAAGAUAGCGUGCUCGACAGGAAGCCCGAGAGACGUAACUCGUCAAUUAUUACGACGACCAUGUGGAAGAUGAUUCUUGGACAGGCGGUCUACCAGCUUGCGAUUACGUUUAUGCUUUUCUAUGGAAAGGAAGCUAUUGUCCCCGGUCCCGAGCACAUCCCUGAUGAGCAGAUCGCCACGCUGGUCUUCAACACCUUCGUGUGGAUGCAGAUCUUCAACCAGUGGAACAACCGUCGCUUGGACAAUAACUUUAACAUCUUUGAGGGACUCACGAAGAACUACUUCUUCAUCGCUAUCAGCGCUAUCAUGAUUGGUGGACAGGUCCUCAUCGUCUUCGUCGGUGGCGCUGCUUUUCAGAUCGCUUCCGAGGGCCAGACCGGGACGCAAUGGGCCAUGGCUGUAAUUCUGGGCCUGAUUUCAAUUCCGGUCGGUGUAAUCGUCCGUCUCAUUCCUGACGCUCUCAUCGAGCGCCUUGUCCCUGACUACCUCAAACGCCGUGCCAAGGACACCGUCCCUGGUCUCACGGUGUCGGACGAGGAGCAGUUUGAGAUGUACCCGGCGCCACUUUCGGACGUCCGUGAUGAACUGGCGUUUAUUAAGCGUAUGAAGGGAGGCCGCCUGAAUAACCUCAAGUUUGCGGUACAGCACCCCCGGGAAACAUUCGCUCGCACGCGCAGCCCGUCACACUCGCGCAGCAACUCAGUCACGUCUCCAUCAACACCCACACGGGAGGAUAGCUUCGGCUCGAUCGCCGCGACUCCUGACUCUCGCAAGCGCUCCCGCAGCUCGCGCAGUCGGUCCAACUCGGCACUCGGCGCCCCAACUGUCAUGGCGGGCAUUGUGGCUGCCGGUAUCGCGGCCAAUUGGUCGCCGGCGGAUCGCAGACGUCGUGAUAGCGAAGACUCUGACAGCAACGCUAGGAGAGGGGUUUCCCGAGAAAACUCGAUACGCGAAGAACCGCGUGAGGAACGCACAGACGAGAAGACGGCGCGGGAAUAAGAGUACAUUUAUUGUCGCCCGGUGCUGGCGACAUUGUUGAUAUGGCGAGGCGGUGUUUUCUGGGCGAACGAACAAACGGAAUUGCCCAAUAAAGAGCGCGCAAUGUAUAUUUUUAAACGAGUAUAUGGGUCUCCGCGCAGCAGGCUAUGCUGCCUCUGGGAGAGUUAUUCCACCCCACUGCCUUUGUCUUCCUUUUAUUUUCCUUCUUUUUCUAGCAUAGAGCCCGUACAGGACGACGGAAGAAGCCGCGAUGGGUUGAAAACGGCUGAGAGAACUAUUAAUUACAAAGACAAUUCCAUCCAACAUCGACUUGACUUGUGAGUGAAAAGUGACUGAGAAUUUUCUGGUGGUGGUGGAUUGGCUUUCCCAUGUAUGGGCAAGCAGUUCAACCGCAUGCCGAUGGAGAAAAGUACCA